Molecule: messenger RNA, 159 nt
Organism: Racocetra persica
Lineage: Eukaryota; Fungi; Glomeromycota; Glomeromycetes; Diversisporales; Gigasporaceae
Source: the annotation of a GenBank genome assembly
AAGCUUUUCCAGUAGUAAAACGAAGUGACGAACUUUGUACUAAGCAUUAUUACUUUUUGAAAGUUUUGCCAGCGGUCGAACGAAGUAACGGAUAUUGUAUUAAGUAUUAUUGCUUGUUAAAAGGUUUGCCAGGGGUUGAACGAAGUAAUGAACGUUGUU